Messenger RNA from Rhododendron vialii, 501 nucleotides. RefSeq lists its product as uncharacterized. The transcript has a single exon. The record is from RefSeq and is a predicted model, not a curated record. The coding region runs from base 199 to 405 and encodes 68 amino acids. Lineage: Eukaryota; Viridiplantae; Streptophyta; Magnoliopsida; Ericales; Ericaceae.
CGAAUAGAUUUCAUAUUCUGGCCUUAUUGGGAGAUUCCCAAUUCCCUGUUUAAAGGGGUUUGCUUUCUGCCAUCCGGCAUCCAAAGUUCUUUUUCUACAUGCUUUUUAUCUUCUCCUACUUGUCCUCCUCCUCCUCCUUCUCAGCCCUCUUCUGCUGUUCAACCGGCUCGAAAGAGGUUUUUAAUCGAACCUAAGAAAAUGAACGACUGGGCUGCUCCGAUCAUAGCUGCAGCGCUAUUUGCGUUUCUGUCGCCUGGGCUGAUCUUUCAAAUGCCGGGAAAGGAACGGCCGGUGGGGUUUUUGAACAUGAAGACCAGUGGGGCUUCUAUACUACUGCACACUGUUCUCUACGGUUUGCUUCUUAUUUUGUUCCUUGUUGUUCUUAAUGUUCAUGUCUACGCAUAAGAAUCUAUGUACUAAUAAGUGGACGCUGCAGAAGAAAACAGUUUUUUGUGGUUCCUUUUUGGAUUUAAGGAAUUGAAAUUUUUAGCUUAUUUUUAA